Messenger RNA from Asparagus officinalis (garden asparagus), 1315 nucleotides. RefSeq lists its product as uncharacterized. The coding region runs from base 38 to 1192 and encodes 384 amino acids. NCBI's taxonomy places the organism in Eukaryota, Viridiplantae, Streptophyta, Magnoliopsida, Asparagales, Asparagaceae. The transcript is spliced from 2 exons. Gene Ontology annotation, molecular function: protein binding. The record is from RefSeq and is a predicted model, not a curated record.
CCCCGAGCCGCCGAAAUGGGUCAACGGCGACCACGAGAUGGUUCCGCCGUGUUUAGAGAUGAAGGCAAACCGCGUGGACCUGCCGCUGUCGCUGAGGAUUAUAAAGCGGAAGAAGAAGAGGUGGGAGGAAGGAGUCAGAGAGGCCGGAGAAUCGGCUUGCUGCUCCAUCAAGAAGGCCUUCUCCUCGAUGGUGUUUAUAGUCCGAGAGCUGCACAGCUACACCCUCCAAAUGAGGGAGGCCCUGUUCUAUGAGAACUUGGAGGGGAUCUUGGCGAGGGUGCAAGGGGAGAUGAACGCCUCUUUCGUGUGGCUCUUCCAGCAGAUUUUCUCUUGCACUCCUACCUUCAUGGUUUAUGUCAUGCUGCUUCUUGCAAACUUCACCGUCUACUCCAUUGGCCACAACUCGGCCUUCGCUGCGGUUUCCCCCUGUUCGCCCACGGCGGUUGAGCACGAGCACCAGCAGACGGAGAAUCAGAAUUCUAGAUUUGACGCACCAUCGAUCAAGUCAUUUAACGUUGUCGGAAGGACCGCCUCCGUUGGCGGCGGCGGCAGCGGCGGCGGAAAGGUUAAACCGGUCGCAGGAGCCACUGACGGCGAUGGUUCUCACUCUUCUUACGUCCAUAGAAUAAUUCCCGCCGAUGGGAUCUCCGCCAGUACGGGAGUCGAAGAGUCAGGAUCGGUGAUGGAGGAAGAGGAGAUGGACGCAUGGAGGAGGAUUGUUGAGGAGGCGACGAAAAUGCAGGCGAGUUCGAGAGACGAGACUCUGAUGGAUUCUGGUACGUUGCAGCAGUUGGUUUCUCCAGUGACGGUGGGGUUAGAGCCGGAGGAUCAUGCAGAUUACUCAGAGACGGAGCUCAUGUACCGUAGGGCACUGUCUCAAGAUCCCGAUAACGUCUUGCUCCUCUCCAAUUUCGCUCAGUUCCUCUUCCUCGUCCUUCAUGACCACGACAGAGCUGAGUAUUUUUUCAAGCGGGCAUCGGAGAAGAAGCCGGGGGACGCAGAGGCAUUGUGUCGGUAUGCGAUGUUCCUUUGGCAGGCGAGGGAAGAUUUGGAAGCAGCGGAGGAAGCAUACUUGGAGGCCAUUGCUGCUGAUCCCAGCAACAGUCAUUACGCGGCCAACUACGCGCAUUUCCUGUGGAAUACUGGGGGCGAGGAUACAUGCUACCCGCUCGAUGGCAGCGAUGCUUGUUAAUUUGUUACCUAACAAACCCAGAUUAUCUAUUAUAUCUAUCUAUCUCUAAUAAUAAUAAUAAGGUGCAUGUACACAGAGAACGGACGCCCAAUAGAAAAGAGUCCUUUUUUUGGAGAGCGUGAA